UUAGAGUUCUGACUAUGGCUUUAAUUGAAGCAUUCCUCUUGCAGGGCUCCAUCACAGGUACAAUACUGGGUGUCCUUCUGCUGUUUUUGAUUUUUUAUCUCUUUUCCAGCAGCUCCAGCUCUCAGGAUAAGGAGAAAUAUCCUCCAGGACCCAAACCUCUGCCUCUGCUUGGGAAUCUGCACAUUCUUGACCUCAAGAAAACCUAUUUGAGCCUUUUUGAGCUGUCAAAAAAAUAUGGGCCAAUUUACACUGUGUCUUUGGGUCCUAAAAAAGUGGUAAUACUCUCAGGAUACAAGAUAGUCAAGGAGGCACUAGUGAACCUUUCCGAGGAGUUUGGAGACAGAGAUGUUUCACCCAUAUUUCAUGAUUUCAACCAAGGAUAUGGGAUUGCAUUUUCCAAUGGUGAAAACUGGAGAGAAAUGAGACGCUUUGCUCUGUCCACCCUACGAGAUUUUGGAAUGGGCAGAAAGAGAAGUGAAGAGUUGAUCAUUGAAGAGAUUAAAUAUGUAAAGGAGGAAUUUGAGAAGUUCGGAGGAAAACCAUUUGAAACAAAACUGCCCUUAGCCUUGGCCGUUUCAAACAUCAUCGCUUCAAUUGUCUUCAGCGUCAGAUUUGAAUACAGCAACACUAAGUUACAUCGCAUGGUCGGACGGGCUUACGAAAACAUGAAGUUGACUGGAUCUCCUUCUGUUCAGAUCUACAACAUGUUCCCUUGGCUUCGCCCCUUUGUGGUGAAUCGGAAUCAAAUUGUGAAGAAUCUGGGAGAUACCUUUAAACAAAAUGAGGAAUUAAUAAAUGGUGUAUUGAAGACUUUAGACCCUCUCAACCCCAGAGGAAUCGUUGACAGUUUCCUCAUACGACAGCAGAAGGAUGAGGAAUCUGGCAAAACAGACUCACUGUACAAUUCAAACAAUUUAUAUUGUACAGUUAACAACCUGUUUGGAGCUGGUACCGAUACUACAGUCACAACGCUACGUUGGGGUCUUCUGCUAAUGGCCAAAUACCCUGAAAUACAAGCCAAGGUUCAAGAUGAGAUUGAACGAGUGAUCGGUGGACGUCAGCCAGUUGUAGAAGACAGGAAAAACUUACCAUAUACAGAUGCUGUGAUCCAUGAAAUCCAGAGAUUUGCAGACAUUUCACCCAUCGGUGCCCCCCGUCAGACCACCUGCGAUGUUCAUCUGAACGGAUAUUUCAUCAAAAAGGGUACCCCUGUGUUCCCUCUACUGGUCUCUGUGUUGAGGGAUGAAAAUGAGUGGGAAACACCUGACAGCUUUAACCCAAAACACUUCCUAAGCGAACAGGGACAGUUUGUGAAAAAAGACGCCUUCAUGCCUUUCGGUGCAGGGCGCAGGGUUUGUAUUGGAGAGAGUUUGGCUAGGAUGGAGCUCUUCCUCUUCUUCACGUCUCUCCUUCAGUAUUUCCGCUUCACUCCUCCUCCUGGAGUGUCUGAAGAUGAUCUGGAUCUAACACCAGUUGUGGGCUUCACACUGAAUCCAACACCACACCAACUGUGUGCGGUGAAACGCUCUUAGUAGCAUCAUACAUGCUGUUAAAAUAUAUUCUUUCAUUGUACUGUAUUAAUACUAUUAUUUGCUUGUAUAUUGCAUUUAUUAGCUUUCCACUGGAAAACAGAUUCAAUGUUUAUCUCUUUUAUAUAUAUAUAAAACUUGUGCACUUACUGUAGCUGUUCUUUAGUGUAAAAGCAUGCUAAAUGUGUAAAUACAUAAAUCACACAAAAAAAUAAAUCAAAUAUAGUUAGUAAUACCUAAAACUGAUGUGCAGCUGUGAACAUGAUUUUUUUUUCUGAUUUCUGGAAGCUCAGAAAGUGCUGUUGGUGGCUUUCAAAUGUGA
Danio aesculapii is the source of this 1851-nucleotide messenger RNA. Its product is annotated as cytochrome P450 2K6. Gene Ontology annotation, molecular function: oxidoreductase activity, acting on paired donors, with incorporation or reduction of molecular oxygen, reduced flavin or flavoprotein as one donor, and incorporation of one atom of oxygen; iron ion binding; heme binding. The record is from RefSeq and is a predicted model, not a curated record. Gene Ontology annotation, cellular component: intracellular membrane-bounded organelle; cytoplasm. Bases 15 to 1532 code for a protein of 505 amino acids. Lineage: Eukaryota; Metazoa; Chordata; Actinopteri; Cypriniformes; Danionidae. The transcript has 9 exons. Gene Ontology annotation, biological process: xenobiotic metabolic process.